AUGCUGGGCUGGAGGGUGGCGGUGUGGCUGGCCGGGCUGGCCCUGGCCGGCGAGCUGUGCCGCGGCUCCGGCCUCGAUGACGACUACCCGGGCGACUUGGCCGAGGAGGACGGGGCGGAGGCGAUCGACUACAAGGACCCUUGCAAAGCCGCUGUCUUUUGGGGAGAUAUUGCCUUAGAUGAUGAAGACUUAAAAAUCUUUCAGAUUGACAGGACAAUUGAUCUUACGCAACAUUCAAACGAAAGACUCGGACAUAAUACAGGUGGCUUUGGAGAGAGUGAAACAUCCAAAAAGAGUGACGCCCUGUAUCAGCUUAUCGACAGGAUAAGAAGAUUUGGCUCAGGUUUUGAUGAAAAUAAUGCAACUAAGGGAAAAUCAGCCCUAACAUUCUCAGGAAGCUAUGAGAGGAAAAGGUUUCCCAGAGCAGCUACAUCACGGACAGAAAGAAUAUGGCCAGGAGGUGUCAUUCCAUAUGUUAUAGGAGGGAAUUUCACUGGUAGCCAGCGAGCAAUGUUCAAGCAGGCAAUGCGGCACUGGGAAAAAUAUACCUGUGUUACGUUCAUUGAGCGGAGCGAUGAGGAAAGUUACAUUGUGUUUACAUACAGGCCUUGUGGGUGCUGCUCUUAUGUAGGCCGAAGGGGUAAUGGUCCUCAGGCAAUAUCUAUCGGUAAGAACUGUGAUAAAUUUGGAAUUGUUGUUCAUGAGCUGGGACAUGUGAUAGGAUUUUGGCAUGAACAUACAAGACCAGACAGAGACGAUCAUGUAACCAUCAUCAGAGAAAACAUCCAGCCAGGUCAAGAAUACAACUUUUUGAAGAUGGAGCCUGGGGAAGUGAAUUCUUUGGGGGAAUCAUAUGAUUUUGAUAGUAUUAUGCAUUAUGCCAGGAACACCUUCUCAAGGGGCAUGUUUCUGGAUACCAUACUUCCUUCCCGUGAUGACAAUGGUAUACGACCUGCCAUUGGUCAGCGUACCCGAUUAAGUAAAGGUGACAUUGCACAAGCAAGAAAGCUGUACAGAUGUCCAGCAUGUGGUGAAACAUUGCAAGAGUCCACAGGCAACUUUUCCUCUCCUGGAUUUCCAAAUGGCUAUCCUUCGUACACACACUGCAUAUGGAGAAUUUCAGUGACACCAGGAGAGAAGAUUGUCUUAAACUUCACUACAAUGGACCUCUAUAAAAGCAGUCUCUGCUGGUAUGACUACAUCGAAGUAAGAGAUGGCUACUGGAGAAAAUCAUCUCUGCUUGGUAGAUUCUGCGGUGACAAGCUCCCAGAUGUCCUUACAUCUAGUGACAGCCGAAUGUGGAUAGAGUUCCGUAGCAGCAGUAACUGGGUGGGAAAAGGUUUUGCAGCCAUUUAUGAAGCAAUCUGUGGAGGUGAAAUACACAAAAACGAAGGCCAGAUCCAGUCUCCUAAUUAUCCUGAUGACUACAGACCAAUGAAGGAAUGUGUGUGGAAAAUAACAGUGUCAGAGAACUACAAUGUCGGAUUAACCUUUCAGGCAUUUGAGAUUGAGAGACAUGACAACUGUGCCUAUGAUUACUUAGAAGUCCGAGAUGGAACCAGUGAAAGCAGUCCUUUGGUUGGCCACUUUUGUGGCUAUGAUAAACCAGAAGACAUAAGAUCUACCUCCAAUACCCUGUGGAUGAAGUUUGUUUCUGAUGGAACAGUCAACAAAGCAGGGUUUGCUGCUAACUUUUUUAAAGAGGAAGAUGAAUGUGCCAAACCUGAUAAUGGUGGAUGUGAACAGCGGUGUGUUAAUACACUGGGCAGCUACCAAUGUGCUUGCGAUCCAGGGUAUGAGCUUGGGCCUGAUAAGAAGAGUUGUGAAGCUGCUUGUGGAGGACUUUUGACAAAACUGAAUGGGACAAUUACAACACCAGGAUGGCCCAAAGAAUACCCUCCAAACAAAAACUGUGUGUGGCAGGUGGUGGCUCCUACCCAAUACAGAAUCUCAAUGAAGUUUGAGUUUUUUGAAUUGGAAGGAAAUGAAGUUUGCAAAUACGAUUAUGUAGAGAUUCGUAGUGGCCUUUCUUCUGAUUCCAAACUGCAUGGCAAAUUUUGUGGUACAGAAGUGCCUGGAGUUAUUACAUCACAAUACAACAAUAUGAGAAUUGAGUUCAAAUCCGAUAACACAGUUUCAAAAAAAGGUUUCAAGGCCCACUUCUUUUCAGACAAGGACGAAUGCUCUAAGGACAACGGAGGCUGCCAGCAUGAAUGCAUCAACACUGUCGGAAGCUAUGUGUGUCAGUGCCGCAAUGGAUUUGUGCUACAUGAAAACAAACAUGACUGCAAAGAAGCCGAGUGUGAACAGAAGAUCCAUAGUCCAAGUGGAAUUAUCACAAGCCCUAACUGGCCGGACAAGUACCCGAGCAGGAAGGAAUGUACAUGGGAAAUCAGUGCCACACCGGGACACAGAGUCAAAAUAAUUUUUAAUGAGUUUGAAAUAGAACAACAUCAGGAAUGUGCUUAUGACCAUCUGGAGGUGUUUGAUGGAGAAACGGAAAAAUCACCAAUUCUUGGACGUUUGUGUGGAAAUAAGAUACCGGAUCCUCUUGUCGCCACAGGAAAUCAAAUGUUCCUUCGCUUUAUUUCUGAUGCUUCAGUACAGAGAAAAGGCUUCCAAGCUACACACACUACAGAGUGUGGUGGUCGUCUGAAAGCAGAAAGCAAAACAAGAGACCUCUACUCUCAUGCUCAGUUUGGCGAUAACAACUAUCCAGUUCAAGCGGACUGUGAGUGGCUAAUAGCGACGGACCGUGGCUAUCGGAUAGAAUUGACUUUUCAAACUUUUGAGGUGGAAGAAGAGGCAGACUGUGGUUAUGACUACUUAGAACUUUUCGAUGGCCAUGAUACAGCUGCUCUGAGGCUUGGUCGGUUUUGUGGAUCGGGGCCGCCUGAAGAAGUUUACUCAGCAGGCGACACUAUCCUACUCCAUUUUCACACGGAUGAUACAAUCAACAAGAAAGGAUUCCAUAUACGAUACCGAAGUAUAAAACGUCAGGAUAACGUUCACACCAAAAAAUAACACACGAUCCCUUAGAUCACCAUAAAAAGAGACACAGAGAGAAAUGUUAUGGAGAAAGAGGGGU
Molecule: messenger RNA, 3088 nt
Organism: Euleptes europaea (tarantolino)
Lineage: Eukaryota; Metazoa; Chordata; Lepidosauria; Squamata; Sphaerodactylidae
Gene: TLL1
Product: tolloid like 1
Exons: 21
Coding region: 1-3024 (1007 amino acids)
Biological process (GO): proteolysis
Molecular function (GO): calcium ion binding; zinc ion binding; metalloendopeptidase activity
Source: RefSeq, a predicted model, not a curated record